AUGGUGACGGUGCGCAGGCCGUGGCCCGCCAUGGCCACAGUGCUGCUGGCCCUGCUCUUCUGCCUGGGGGCGCUGGUCGACGCCUACCCCGCCAAACCCGAGGCUCCCGGCGCACACGCCUCGCCGGAGGAGCUGAAGCGCUACUACCUCUCUCUGCGCCACUUCCUCAACCUGGUCACUCGGCAGAGGUACGGGAAACGUGACAUCUCGGAAGCCCUCCUCUCCAAACUGCUCUUCCCCGAUCCCGAGGACCGGCCCGUCAAGUCGCGGCCAGAAGGCGCCUACCUGUGGUGAAGACCCCCAAGGCCUCCUGAGAGACACG
This is a messenger RNA of Globicephala melas (long-finned pilot whale), 322 nucleotides long. It is a transcript of the gene PYY, whose product is annotated as peptide YY. Gene Ontology annotation, molecular function: neuropeptide Y receptor binding; neuropeptide hormone activity. Gene Ontology annotation, biological process: neuropeptide signaling pathway; feeding behavior. The record is from RefSeq and is a predicted model, not a curated record. Lineage: Eukaryota; Metazoa; Chordata; Mammalia; Artiodactyla; Delphinidae. Gene Ontology annotation, cellular component: extracellular region.